AGGGAAACACUAGUGCAACAACCUCUCCAUGUUAGAUCAUUAGAUUUGGUUUGCACCUCUGUCAACAGUUUCCUUUUAAACAUUCUGCAGCUCUGAAAUCAAAAUGCAGUGCUGGGUUAUUGCAAGUGGGUUACCGUUCAGGGAGUUGUCUAGAGCGAAUAGAAUUCAGUGCAUUUCAGGCAUGUUAGUAAAUGCAUUGAUUGGUUCCAUUGCUGAUUAACUUGUUUUUUCCAAACCAAACUCUUCAUGCAGUAGCUGUGCCUGGAUUUUGUAGCAUGUGAUAUUGCCCCCUCCAGACUAAAACAUGACUUUAGUAUUUUGAGUGUCCUGUAAAUACUGUCAGCGUUACACGCAUGAUCCAUUAGGCAGCAGCUUUUGAAUUGAAUGAGCCGGCCUUUGCCUCGAGGACAAUGGGCUUCCAGGGUGGUCAUGUAAACACUGCCGAGACGAAAUGUACUGGCUAAAAAAAAAACAAGUGGCUGCUGUGAACAAGCUUAAUCUGCACAGCGCUCUGGGGGGAUUAAGAGGUUUAUUGCAGGUCAGAGGAUCUGCCUCCUUCGGAGAGGAAGCUUUAGUCCCUGAGCUACGAACCAGGAGGUUAAAGUUACGAAUUGAGGGCGUCUGUUUGGAACAGUUUUCUAUGAAAAAUACCUGAAAACAAGGAGCUUGUGUUUGGGAAUCUCCCUGAACAGGAUUACCCUGCUUUUAAUUCCUCUUACCACUGUCCUGGAGAUCUGAGAGCUUUGAGCUACAGACAGGCAUCAGAAGCAUCUAGGCAAUGAAGCCCCUCCCUGGAUGUUACGGCCAUUUACGGACCUCGGAGGUCAAAGGGGCUGAGCCUGAAUCCUCCCCACCCCAAGCUCCCUGGGUCAGUACAAAGACCCGCAGCCAGUGAUAAGGACUACCAUGGAAUGCAGGUGCUGUCAGCCGUGCUAAGGGCUUGUAUACAUUACUGUGAGAAACGCCAGACUGUGGGAAGAAAGCACGGGAUAAACAACUGGGAGAUGGGGGGGCGUAUUAUUUAAACAUAUUUUGCAAUAACAUUCUGUAGCACAGCACUGGACGCUCUACACAGCACUCGCCAGCACAUUGCAGCAGAACACCGAAGCACGCUUUAGUGAGAGUGGUUACUGAGGGUUCUGACAAGGCUCUGCAGAGCGGGGUACGGGUGUGCAGGUUAACAAGCAGAUGCCCAGUGUGAUUCUGAACGGGUCUCAGAUGCCAUUGUGUGCACUAUGAGCUGUCAUCCCUGGUCCCGCCUGGUCCACCAGCGCUCCCUCUCUCUCUCUUCCCUCUUCACGGCCAGCCCUCCCCAGGGAGACAGCCCCCAGACCCCCACACAGAGCUGCGGUAACGAGCCCAAGCAGAAGGUGAGCCAGGAGACCCAUUUCCUCAGUAAGGAGAAGCUGAAACAGCAGCACAGGGACCUGGACGUUCUCCUCUCCAAAGUGACAGCAGCAGGAUACAAAAAGAAUUCCUCAAAAAUGUUCAACGUCACGAAGGAGCAGGCUCCUGAGCCAGAGGCAGUGCCGGGACCCUGUGACAGUGCGGAGCGGCAAGGGGGCAGUGACGACAGCAAUGAGGAUAACUGCGCUGAGGACCUCUUGCCUUCUUCCUGGGACAACCUCUCCAUCUUAGAACGCCUCAGGCUCAACAGUGUCCAGCUGACAGAAGAAGAGAUAGAGUCUGCCUUCACUCACCUGUCCCUGGCGUUCAAGUGUGACCAGUACACUCUGAGGAAGAGGCUGCAGGCGGAGGAGCGGGCGAGAGAAGUCACUGAGGAGAACGUUCACCGUGAGCUGGAGGAAGGGAGAGCCACACUGCAGACUCUGAAGGCUCUGUGUCUGGACAGCAAGAGAAACGAGAUCAUACAGCAACUGGAGCAGAGCCUGGAGAUCCUGGCCAACACCAUCAAGCGCAUCGCCAGCACAGCCGAGCUGCUAGGGGCCGUGCAUCAGGAGGCGAGGGUGAGCCGCGCGGUGGAGUUGAUGAUCCUCCACGUGGAGAAUCUAAAACAGCAUCAUGUGCAAGAACUCUCCGAGCUAGAGGAGAUGAAGAGGCUGGUUCAGAGGAACUCCCGCACCCGGAAGUUCAGCGAACCUCAGGAUGAAAGCGACAUGCGUCAAAAACUGCAGCACCUGAGAUCAACCCAGCAGCACAGCUCCCGCAGGAGAGUGAGCAUCGCCGUCAUCCCCAAGCAGAUGCAGCAUUUCCACAGCUCAGAAUCGAGAGGCUCCGACAAUGGGAGAGCCAACGUGGAUUCAGAUUCAGUACGAGCCACGGUGGAUAACGGGCAUGUCAGUCACAGGUGUACUCAGUUCCCGACGGAAGGAUCCCAGGACAGCGGUCCCCCCCAGCCACCCCUCGAGCCCCUACCAGCCAAGGGAUGUCCCGGCAACAGCAGGGAAAUGGAGGGGGGCGGGAUGUGUUUCAACAGCAGCUGCCCGGAGGCUUUGCGAAAGAGAAAGAAGAGCCGAGAGAUUGUGGAGACGCUGCAAGCAGAGCCGGAGAGAGAGAAUACGGAGGACGAUUUUAGCGGCGUCACAGAAACGUGUGCACGCUCCCGGAGCCUGCUCCCCGCUCUCCUCUCCAGGCUCCUGCCCUCCCCCUGGCUCCUGCUCUGGCUGCUCCUCGUGAUGCUCUCCUGCGUGUUGCUCUGGGGCGUCCUCUCCUGCCAGCUACGGGCCCCCAUCUCCGGGCCCUGAGUAUGAGGGCACAGCCCCCCCCCCCCCACUCACAGCAGCCUCUGUGCGCCACUUGAAAUGGAAAAACAUUGUUUCACAGCUGGGGAUUUCAUUGGACCUUGCUUAGAAAACCCAAUCCAAUCCAAUCCAUUUUUAUAUAGCGCCCUUUACAGCAUGGCAUCCCAGAACACUGUGUAAAACCAAGACAAGAGAGUUCAUGUGUACAAGCACGGUCAAAAAAACAUUUCUCAAUUUAGACUCCAAUCCAGUGCUUCAACCUGCCUAAUGCCAACCGGAAUAGAGUCCCACAAAUGAGGAGCGCAACAGCAAAAAAUAUCUGAUGUUUUGGACUUUCUUUAAUAAGAAAAGGAAUAGAGUCUGUAGUUCUUGGAGAAAGGACGUCCCUAAUCCAUGGAGGACAUGUUAUUAAGACAAUUCAAAUCAAUUCUGUAGCUUACUGGUAACCAGUGGAAGGAUCCCAGCACUGGAGUGACGUGUGGAGAAAGACGAGUGUGGGAAAGCAGUUCUGGCAGCUGCGUUCUGGUUUAGUUUCUGAGUUUAGUGACGGGCAUGCCAAUAAACAAGGACUAGACACUGAGACGUAAUUUUACAAGAACUCCCUAGGAGACAGCAGAGCCAGGCCAGCCUACAUUACAGUACAUCUUUAGAUGGGUGGUGUGAUUUUUCCUUUGCCGCUGCUGUAAAUAAAAAUUCCUGAUUAUAGUGAAUUGCUGUAGCUCCACAUUAAAA
Polyodon spathula (Mississippi paddlefish) is the source of this 3434-nucleotide messenger RNA. RefSeq names its product inositol 1,4,5-triphosphate receptor associated 1-like. Bases 1236 to 2705 code for a protein of 489 amino acids. The transcript has 18 exons. NCBI's taxonomy places the organism in Eukaryota, Metazoa, Chordata, Actinopteri, Acipenseriformes, Polyodontidae. Gene Ontology annotation, cellular component: endoplasmic reticulum membrane. The record is from RefSeq and is a predicted model, not a curated record.